Candidozyma duobushaemuli is the source of this 3276-nucleotide messenger RNA. RefSeq names its product Nik1p (gene NIK1). The record is from RefSeq and is a predicted model, not a curated record. Lineage: Eukaryota; Fungi; Ascomycota; Pichiomycetes; Serinales; Metschnikowiaceae. Gene Ontology annotation, biological process: cellular hyperosmotic response; phosphorylation; phosphorelay signal transduction system. The coding region runs from base 1 to 3276 and encodes 1091 amino acids. Gene Ontology annotation, molecular function: phosphorelay sensor kinase activity. Gene Ontology annotation, cellular component: membrane. The transcript has a single exon.
AUGAACGCAACCCAGUUGUUGUCGAUCUUGGAAGACCCGGCCCAGUUUGCCGAAAAGGCGCCGUUGAUACAACAGGACUUGCUUGAGUUGGUCAAAUCCCAAGAGCUCCAGAUCCAUAACUUGUCCGUGGAACAUCAGACAGCAUGUGAAGCCAACAAGGCCUUCAAAGUGGCCCUUUCCGAAAUAGGCACCGUGGUCAUCUCCGUCGCCAUGGGUGAUUUAUCCAAAAAAGUCGAAAUCCAUCCGGUGGAGCUGGAUCCGGAGAUUCUCAAAGUCAAAAUCACAAUCAACACCAUGAUGGACCAGCUUCAAGCUUUUGCAAACGAGGUCACCAAGGUCGCAACAGAGGUCGCCAACGGUGAGCUAGGAGGCCAAGCCAAAAACGAAGGCCUGGUGGGUAUCUGGCGUUCUUUAACCGAUAACGUCAAUAUUAUGGCUUUAAACUUGACGAACCAGGUGCGUGAAAUCGCCGAUGUCACUCGUGCUGUGGCCCAGGGUGACUUGAGUCGAAAGAUUAACGUCCAUGCCCAAGGUGAAAUCUUGCAAUUACAAAUGACAAUCAAUACAAUGGUGGAUCAGCUUCGAAAGUUCGCUUUUGAAGUGUCCAAGGUCGCCCGUGAUGUCGGUGUCUUGGGUAUUCUAGGUGGUCAGGCUUUUAUCGAAAACGUCGAGGGUAUUUGGAAAGAGUUGACCGAUAAUGUCAACGCCAUGGCUUUGAACUUGACUACUCAGGUGAGAAAUAUCGCUAAUGUUACUACUGCUGUCGCCAAGGGUGAAUUGUCUAAGAAGGUUACUGCUGAUUGUAAAGGUGAGAUUUUGGAUUUGAAAUUAACCAUCAACCAGAUGGUGGAUCGAUUGCAGAAUUUCGCUUUGGAAGUUACUACAUUGUCUCGUGAGGUCGGAACGUUAGGUAUUCUAGGUGGUCAAGCCAACGUCAAGGACGUCGAGGGUGCCUGGAAAGCUGUUACAGAAAAUGUCAACCUAAUGGCUACAAACUUGACAAAUCAGGUCAGAUCUAUCGCUACUGUUACUACUGCUGUCGCCCAUGGUGACUUGUCCCAAAAAAUUGAUGUCCACGCCCAAGGCGAAAUUUUACAGUUGAAGAACACCAUCAACAAGAUGGUGGACUCUUUGCAGCUUUUCGCUUCUGAAGUGUCGAAGGUUGCCCGUGAUGUCGGUAUCAACGGUAAAUUAGGUAUCCAGGCGCAAGUCAGCGACGUCGAUGGUUUGUGGAAGGAAAUUACGUCUAAUGUGAACACUAUGGCUUCUAACUUGACAUCGCAAGUGAGAGCUUUUGCUCAAAUUACUGCUGCUGCUACUGAUGGUGAUUUCACCAGGUUUAUUACUGUUGAGGCUUCCGGUGAAAUGGAUGCUUUGAAGACGAAGAUUAACCAGAUGGUGUUCAAUUUGAGAGAAUCCAUUCAGAGAAACACUGCCGCCAGAGAAGCUGCUGAAUUAGCCAACAGUGCCAAGUCGGAAUUCCUUGCCAACAUGUCCCACGAAAUUAGAACCCCCUUGAAUGGUAUAAUUGGUAUGACUCAGUUGUCCUUGGAUACUGAGCUCACCCAAUACCAGCGUGAAAUGUUGAGUAUUGUUCAUAAUUUGGCAAACUCUUUACUCACCAUUAUCGACGAUAUCUUGGAUAUCUCGAAGAUUGAAGCUAACAGAAUGACUGUCGAACAAAUUGAUUUCUCCUUACGAGGCAACGUCUUUGGUGCUUUGAAGACUCUUGCCGUGAAAGCUAUUGAAAAGAAUUUGGACCUUACUUACAGAUGUGACUCUUCCUUCCCAGAUAAUUUGAUUGGUGACUCGUUCAGACUUCGACAAGUUAUCCUUAAUCUUGCCGGUAACGCCAUCAAGUUCACAAAGAAGGGUAAGGUGAGUGUGAGUGUAAAGAAAGCCGAGAGGAUUCCAGAGGAGGCCAACAAGCUCCUCUUAGAAUUCUGUGUCAGUGACACUGGUAUCGGUAUUGAAAAGGACAAGUUGGGAUUGAUUUUCGAUACGUUCUGUCAAGCCGAUGGUUCCACAACUAGAAAGUUUGGUGGUACUGGAUUGGGAUUGUCUAUUUCGAAGCAGUUGAUUCAAUUGAUGGGUGGUGAAAUACGGGUCACCUCUGACUAUGGUCGUGGAUCUAAUUUCUCCUUCACUGUCAGCGUUUCCCCAUCUAAGAUCAGGUACAGCAUGGAAUCGGAACAGUUGUUGCCAUUCAGAGGUCACUAUGUUUUGUUUGUUUCUAGCGAGCACACAGAAAAUGAGCUUCAAGAAUUGAAGAACGGCAUCCAAGAGUUGGGAUUGAAUCCUGUGAUUGUUCGUGACAUUACUGACGUUAACUUUGAGGAACCAAUCCAAUACGACAUUAUCAUGAUUGACUCCAUAGAGAUUGCCAAGAGUUUGAGACUACGAUCCGAGGUCAAAUACAUUCCCUUGGUUUUGUUGCAUCACUCCAUCCCGGAGUUGAACAUGAGAGUGUGUAUCGACUUGGGUAUCUCAUCAUACGGAAACACCCCAUGUACUAUCUCAGAUCUUGCCAGUGCUAUAAUUCCCGCUUUGGAAUCAAGAUCUAUUGCCCAAAAUACCGAUGACUCAAUUUCAUACAAGAUUUUGCUCGCGGAGGAUAACUUAGUGAAUCAAAAGCUCGCUGUUAAGAUUCUUGAGAAGCAAGGCCACCAGGUUGAGGUGGUUGAGAAUGGUCUCGAGGCAUUCGAGGCGGUCCAGAACAAUAAAUACGAUGUUGUUUUGAUGGAUGUGCAAAUGCCCGUCAUGGGAGGUUUCGAAGCCACUGAGAAGAUCAGACAGUGGGAGAAGAAAUCAAACCCUAUUGACUCCUUGAGCUUCCGUACCCCAAUUAUUGCAUUAACCGCUCACGCUAUGUUGGGUGACAGGGAAAAAUCUCUUGCGAAGGGUAUGGAUGACUAUGUCUCGAAACCUUUGAAGCCAAAGUUGUUAAUGCAAACCAUAGGAAAGUGCAUACACAACAUCAAGCAGCUCAAGGAGUUGUCGAAGCAGAACAACAAUAACAGGACCUCCAACUUCGCAAAAAACUUGAAGAAAGGAUCAAUCAAGAAUUCUGAGCAUGAACCAAAACUCGUAACACUUUCGCUGUCGCCCAUCAAGGGCUCGUCCGCGAACGGCAAUGGCUCUCCUGAAAAUUCUCACUUGACGGCAGUUUCCAGAAAAUCGGAUGGAAACAUAGAGGUGUUGCGUCCUGGUGCUUUGGAUGCGGACCACAGGAGUAUGACCGAAAGCUCCGUGCCGAAGAUGAAGAGAGACAAUUGA